This is a messenger RNA of Xenia sp. Carnegie-2017, 646 nucleotides long. RefSeq lists its product as uncharacterized. The transcript is spliced from 2 exons. The record is from RefSeq and is a predicted model, not a curated record. Bases 104 to 499 code for a protein of 131 amino acids. Lineage: Eukaryota; Metazoa; Cnidaria; Anthozoa; Malacalcyonacea; Xeniidae.
AAAAAAGUUUGUCUUGCCCUUGAUUAUCUCAUCACCAAGCAAUGUUCACACAAGAACGAAAGCGCAUUCAACAUACAAAAGCAACAUUCAAGUUUCAACACAAAUGGAUCUCUUGCUGUUUGUCCUAGGGAUGCUUGUUUUAAUGGAGGCUUCAAAAUCGGAAGAUAGCGAUGGUAAAGGAUCCAACUUAGAUAUUGUGAUGGAACUUCAACAGGCCGAAAUAUCAGGAAUGGGAUCUGGCGAUUCUCUUGAAAAGAUACCAGAAUUUAAAGACCGCCAAAGCGAAGUACGGUGGAAAUUAAACAAAGUAAGGAAAAAAUUAAACUCGGCGAAGACCUACUCCCAAUUAGCUCGACGAAUGAAGGAAUCUUUGAAACUGCGAAUGGACAAAAAUCAAGGAGAGAUAGAAAAAAUAAUAAAGAAAGCAGAAAAAUCCUUAGUUCACACUGGUGAGCAAAUGGGACUAGACUACAUGCACUUUAAGAGACAAGCUGAAUAAAUUUUUAAAACAAUUAUUUUAUCAAGUUCUUCCUUAAUUUUUACCAUUGCAUGUAAAAAGACUUGUUACGUAAAAAGAUUUCUUUUGACAAUAACAGUCAUUGAAACAACUUACAUUCUUUUUUGAGAAUAAAUUCAUGAACAUCAA